UCUACUGCCUCUCCUCUUGCUCUCCUUUACUCCUCUUUCUGCCUUGGUUCUCUCCUGCCCUCCUUCGCUCUCGCCGACGAAACCUUCGAUCUGGUAAUCCAUGGUGAAAGUCUCGAAUUCCGAGGCCUCCUCCUCCGAGGCUCCGUCGAAUUGCUCGAUUUCUUCUGAUGAGGAGCCGAAGAACGAAGAGAUCAACGAAGAGGAGGACGAAGAAGAGCUCGAAGCCGUCGGGAGGACGACUGGCUCUGAUGAUGACGAAGCAGGCGAGGACAAUUCACAGACUGACGACGACACGGGCGCCGAUGGGAAGAGCGAAGAGGAUGAGGAUGAGGAGGGUGGAGACACUUCGGGUAAUGCUGAGGUUGGAAAGCGUGAAAAGGCCAGACUGAAAGAAUUGCAAAGGCUGAAGAAACAAAAAAUCCAGGAAAUCUUGGAUGCCCAAAAUGCUGCUAUUGAUGCUGACAUGAACAAUAAAGGGAAGGGCCGUUUGAAGUAUCUACUGCAGCAGACAGAGAUAUUUUCCCAUUUUGCCAAAGGAAAUCAAUCUGCAUCUCAAAAGAAACCAAGAGGAAGGGGCCGUCAUGCAUCCAAGGUAACAGAGGAAGAAGAAGAUGAAGAAUGUCUUAAAGAGGAAGAGGAUGCCUUUUCUGGUGCAGGAAAUACACGAUUGGUGACACAACCUUCAUGCAUUCAAGGGAAGAUGCGGGAUUACCAGCUAGCUGGGUUAAACUGGCUGAUACGUCUUUAUGAGAAUGGCAUAAAUGGAAUUCUUGCUGAUGAGAUGGGUCUUGGCAAAACAUUGCAAACGAUCUCCCUACUAGGUUAUUUGCAUGAGUUCAGAGGAAUCACUGGACCUCAUAUGGUUGUUGCACCAAAAUCUACUCUUGGAAACUGGAUGAAGGAGAUCCGGCGGUUUUGUCCAGUUCUGCGUGCAAUAAAAUUUCUGGGAAAUCCAGAUGAAAGAAGGCAUAUACGUGAGAAAUUAUUGAUUGCUGGUAAGUUUGACAUCUGUGUGACUAGUUUUGAGAUGGCCAUCAAAGAAAAAAGUGCCUUGAGACGCUUUAGCUGGCGCUAUGUCAUUAUUGAUGAGGCUCAUCGAAUCAAGAACGAGAAUUCGCUUCUUUCGAAAACAAUGAGACUCUAUAACACCAAUUACCGUCUUCUUAUCACGGGGACACCUCUUCAGAACAAUCUCCAUGAACUUUGGUCUCUUCUCAACUUUCUGCUGCCGGAGAUAUUUAGUUCUUCUGAAACCUUUGAUGAGUGGUUUCAAAUAUCUGGUGAUAAUGACCAGCAGGAGGUUGUUCAACAGCUUCACAAGGUCCUUCGUCCAUUUCUCCUACGAAGGUUGAAGUCGGAUGUUGAAAAAGGCUUGCCCCCCAAAAAGGAAACAAUACUUAAAGUAGGGAUGUCCCAAAUGCAGAAGCAGUAUUAUCGUGCUUUAUUGCAGAAAGAUCUAGAGGUUAUUAAUGCUGGUGGAGAGCGUAAGCGUCUUCUGAAUAUAGCAAUGCAAUUGCGUAAAUGUUGUAAUCAUCCAUACCUUUUCCAAGGUGCAGAACCUGGACCUCCUUAUACCACGGGAGAGCAUCUUAUCACAAAUGCAGGUAAAAUGGUUCUUUUGGAUAAGUUGCUCCCAAAACUAAAAGAGCGUGACUCUAGGGUCCUGAUAUUUUCACAGAUGACAAGGUUGCUGGACAUUUUGGAAGACUAUUUAAUGUUCCGAGGGUACCAGUACUGUCGGAUUGAUGGGAAUACUGGUGGGGAAGAUCGUGAUGCUUCCAUUGAGGCCUUCAACCAGCCGGGAAGCGAGAAGUUCAUCUUCUUACUAUCAACCAGAGCAGGUGGCCUUGGUAUUAAUCUUGCCACUGCAGACGUUGUCAUUUUAUAUGACAGUGACUGGAACCCACAAGUGGAUUUGCAAGCACAAGACCGUGCUCAUAGGAUUGGUCAAAAGAAAGAGGUUCAAGUGUUUCGCUUCUGCACAGAGUACACCAUAGAGGAGAAAGUGAUUGAAAGGGCUUAUAAAAAGCUUGCAUUGGAUGCUUUGGUGAUACAACAAGGGCGAUUGGCGGAGCAGAAAACUGUUAAUAAGGAUGAACUAUUGCAAAUGGUGAGAUUUGGUGCUGAAAUGGUGUUCAGUUCCAAAGAUAGCACGAUUACAGAUGAGGAUAUUGACCGAAUCAUAGCUAAAGGUGAAGAGGCAACAGCAGAGCUUGAUGCCAAGAUGAAGAAAUUCACAGAAGAUGCUAUCAAAUUUAAAAUGGAUGACACUGCUGAGUUGUAUGACUUCGAUGACGACAAGGACGAGAACAAGCUUGAUUUCAAGAAGCUUGUCAGCGAAAACUGGAUUGAGCCACCUAAGCGAGAGCGGAAGCGCAAUUACUCGGAGUCUGAAUACUUCAAGCAAGCAAUGCGCCAGGGUGGGCCAGCAAAACCAAGAGAACCACGGAUUCCUCGUAUGCCUCAGCUGCAUGACUUCCAGUUUUUCAACACACAAAGGCUAAGUGAGCUUUAUGAAAAGGAAGUGCGCUACCUCAUGCAAAUGCAUCAAAAGAAUCAGAUGAAAGACACUAUUGGAGAAGGGGAUGAAACUGAAGAUUUAGGGGAUCCAUUGACUGCCGAAGAACAAGAAGAGAAAGAGCAGCUGUUAGAAGAGGGAUUUUCAACAUGGACUAGGAGGGAUUUCAAUACUUUCAUCCGAGCUUGUGAGAAGUAUGGUCGGAAUGAUAUAAAAAGUAUUGCUUCUGAAAUGGAGGGAAAGUCGGAAGAGGAAGUUGAAAGAUAUGCCAAAGUCUUCAAAGAAAGAUACAAGGAAUUAAAUGAUUAUGACAGGAUUAUUAAGAACAUUGAAAGAGGGGAGGCAAGAAUCUCUCGAAAGGAUGAGAUAAUGAAGGCAAUUGGGAAGAAGCUAGACCGGUACAAAAAUCCAUGGUUGGAACUGAAGAUUCAAUAUGGUCAGAACAAGGGAAAGCUGUAUAAUGAAGAAUGCGAUCGAUUCAUGUUAUGCAUGGUUCACAAGCUUGGGUAUGGGAACUGGGAUGAGCUGAAGGCAGCUUUCCGCACCUCACCCCUAUUCCGUUUUGAUUGGUUUGUAAAAUCUCGCACCACUCAAGAACUUGCAAGGCGCUGUGAUACCCUUAUUCGGUUGGUAGAGAGGGAAAAUCAAGAAUUUGAUGAGAGAGAGAGACAAGCUAGGAAAGACAAAAAGCUUGCCAAGAGCAUGACACCAUCAAAGCGGGCCAUGGCUAGAACGGCAACAGAGAGUCCAAUAUCAACUUUAAAGAAAAGGAAACAGUCGGUGAUGGAUGACUACCUAGGCUCAGGGAGGAGGAGGAAAUGAUAUUUAUGGGAGGCAAAGUUCAGAUUGUUAUAACCAUAUAUUUUACUAAAUCGAACAUAUGCAUCAAGUAGGAUUCUGCCCCAACUAGCGAUAUCAGGUUCACAUACAAGAAUCCAGCCUGGCUGUGGCUUUAUUUUUGGAUAGGUGGAAGGACAGUUCCCUUGGUAAAAAGGGUAAACAUUUAGGAAGGCAAUGUAUGUACAAAUACUGAAAUGAAAUGAUCCAUCCACUUUUUUACGUGAGCCUACGUAACACAAGCUAGACUAAUUUAAUCUAUCCAAUUUUUUCUUUUUAUUAUUU
Messenger RNA from Nelumbo nucifera (sacred lotus), 3640 nucleotides. RefSeq names its product putative chromatin-remodeling complex ATPase chain. The record is from RefSeq and is a predicted model, not a curated record. Gene Ontology annotation, molecular function: histone binding; ATP hydrolysis activity; ATP binding. Gene Ontology annotation, cellular component: nucleus; chromatin. Gene Ontology annotation, biological process: nucleosome organization. NCBI's taxonomy places the organism in Eukaryota, Viridiplantae, Streptophyta, Magnoliopsida, Proteales, Nelumbonaceae.